ACCUCCCGCCGCCCGCCCGCCCCCUCGGGACCAGAACAGGCUGCGUUCCUCCUGGAACGCGCCGCCGAACCCGAACCAGCCUCCUGGUGACCGCCGCCCCGCGUUCGGUCCUCAUUCCCCUCGCCGGCCCUCGCCGCGCCCCGCAGGCCCGCCCCGCUCCGGUGCCAGAAAACAACUCCAUCUGUCACCAUGGCCUCGCAUCCAGCGCUAACCCCGGAGCAGAAGAAGGAGCUUUCUGAUAUAGCUCACCGAAUUGUGGCUACAGGCAAGGGCAUCUUGGCUGCAGAUGAGUCCACUGGGAGCAUUGCCAAACGCCUGCAGUCCAUUGGCACUGAGAACACUGAGGAGAAUCGCCGCUUCUAUCGCCAGCUUCUGCUGACAGCUGAUGACCGCGUGAACCCCUGCAUUGGGGGCGUCAUCCUCUUCCACGAGACCCUUUACCAGAAGACAGAUGAUGGACGUCCCUUCUCUCAAGUCAUCAAAGCUAAGGGUGGUGUUGUGGGCAUCAAGGUAGACAAAGGCGUGGUACCACUGGCAGGAACAAAUGGCGAGACUACCACCCAAGGGCUUGAUGGGCUGUCUGAGCGCUGUGCUCAGUAUAAGAAGGAUGGAGCUGACUUUGCCAAGUGGCGCUGUGUGCUGAAGAUUGGAGAAAACACUCCCUCCCCUCUUGCCAUUAUGGAAAAUGCCAAUGUUCUGGCACGUUAUGCCAGCAUUUGCCAGCAGAAUGGCAUCGUGCCCAUCGUGGAGCCUGAGAUCCUACCUGAUGGGGACCAUGACCUGAAGCGCUGUCAGUACGUGACUGAGAAGGUGCUGGCCGCCGUGUACAAGGCUCUGAGUGACCACCACAUCUACCUGGAAGGCACCCUACUGAAGCCCAAUAUGGUGACUCCAGGCCACGCCUGCACCCAGAAAUAUUCUCAUGAGGAGAUUGCCAUGGCAACUGUCACUGCACUGCGCCGUACUGUGCCCCCAGCAGUCACUGGAGUCACCUUCUUAUCUGGAGGCCAGAGCGAGGAGGAGGCAUCCAUCAACCUCAAUGCCAUCAACAAGUGCCCCCUGCUGAAGCCAUGGGCCCUGACCUUCUCAUUUGGCCGAGCCCUGCAGGCCUCAGCCCUGAAGACCUGGGGUGGAAAGAAGGAGAACCUGAAGGCUGCCCAGGAGGAGUACAUCAAGCGAGCCCAGGCCAAUAGCCUCGCCUGUCAAGGAAAGUACACUCCCAGUGGCCAGAGUGGCUCCGCGGCCAGCGAGUCCCUUUUCAUCUCCAACCAUGCCUAUUGAGUGGGAUGCUUGAAGACGUCCCCUCAGCAUCCAGGCUGCCCCUCAACACUCCAGGCCUCCCCCACAGCCACUCUUGAAGAGGGGAAUUCACCUUGGGCACUAGGCUGCUCUUUCCCAUCACUCCUGCCUUCCUUGUGAAUCAGUGCGUGGUGUUGUCUGUGUUUGCUGAUUCCAUCGCUCUUUCCAGCCCACUGCCAAUAAACAGCUGUUCAAGGGG
Molecule: messenger RNA, 1498 nt
Organism: Suncus etruscus (white-toothed pygmy shrew)
Lineage: Eukaryota; Metazoa; Chordata; Mammalia; Eulipotyphla; Soricidae
Gene: ALDOA
Product: aldolase, fructose-bisphosphate A
Exons: 9
Coding region: 190-1281 (363 amino acids)
Biological process (GO): glycolytic process; fructose 1,6-bisphosphate metabolic process
Cellular component (GO): cytosol
Molecular function (GO): fructose-bisphosphate aldolase activity
Source: RefSeq, a predicted model, not a curated record